UUUACAUAAGGAAGGUUUUAUACUGUUCCUUGUUAAACAAAUAAUUAUUUAUUAUAACAAUGACAUCUGUGAAAGAUUCAUUAAGAGAAGACAUUCAAAUAGAACCAUCAUCUUUUUUAGAAAAUUCAACAGAUCAUAAUUCGAGGUGCGGAUCGCCGAAACGAGGAACUACACUUUCAACGAGUACAAGUAGUUUUGAAGCAUUGGAUCCCCAUGAUCCAAAUCUUAGUCGCUUAGCUAAUACGAUGUUUCAAAAGACUGGAGAAUACUUACAAGAGGAACUUACAGCUACCCAUGCUGAUUAUCGUUUAUUGGAACGAUUAAACAAAGAAAGUAUUGCAAAAUAUACUGAAUUGAAAACAAUAUCGUCUAGUGCAGCUCAAUCAUUGGAUUCUUUAAACGAGAAAUAUAAAAAAUUGCAACCAAUUUUAGAUAAUAUUAAUGAAAUUGACGAUAGUGUAACUAAACUAGAACAAGCUGCUUAUAAAUUGGCAGCAUAUUCAAAACGAUUAGAAGCAAAAUUUAAGGACAUUGAAAAAGAUAUCAAAAACAAAUAA
Molecule: messenger RNA, 557 nt
Organism: Eufriesea mexicana
Lineage: Eukaryota; Metazoa; Arthropoda; Insecta; Hymenoptera; Apidae
Gene: Blos2
Product: biogenesis of lysosome-related organelles complex 1 subunit 2
Exons: 1
Coding region: 60-557 (165 amino acids)
Biological process (GO): lysosome localization; endosomal transport
Cellular component (GO): gamma-tubulin complex; BORC complex; BLOC-1 complex
Molecular function (GO): gamma-tubulin binding
Source: RefSeq, a predicted model, not a curated record